AUGAAGGGGUUUCUUGACCCUCACACACACACACACACGCACACACUAACAACCGUUGCUCCGGAAAGCGGAGCCAAGAAAGCGCAGUCAACUACUGCUACACAUUUGUUCGGUCCAAGUAUUAUAAAAAAGAGUCGACUAAACCUGACUUCGUUUUCAGCACCGCAUUUGGUAUCUCUCGAUCUUACUCGGUCUCCAUCAACCCAGUCCUGUACUUCCCAUAUCGUACAGUAUUGUGUCUGUCACCAUACAAUGCUCAAGCUCAAGAAUAUCUUCGCUAAAACCGAAGAUCGGCCAACUCCGCCAGAGGUUUACAAUUGGCGUAUCUAUGGUACAGCACUAGUAGCAUCCACGGCCAGUGUGCUCAUUGGAUACGACACCGGGUUCGUCGGCGCAUCUUUCACGAACAAGCACUUUCUCGCCAAUUUCGGCCUUACGCCCAAUACGUCGCACACAGACGACACUGUGUCGAACCUGAUCUCGUGUUUCCAUGCAGCAGCGUUUUUUGGCGCUCUUCUAUCAUAUCCACUGGCUCACUACUAUGGCCGUAAAGUAGCGCUCAUAGUAGCUGCUGGAAUCGCUACUAUUGGCGCAGCCGUUAUGCUGGGCGGUGUCACGGGCCAUCUGGCGCCCAUCUACAUCGGCCGAGUGUUCACGGGGCUCACCGUGGGCGCUGCCACUAAUUUGACCGUGGUUUAUCUCAGCGAAGUGUCACCUGCUCCCAUCCGUGGCCAGAUCAUCGCCGCUUUCGAAAUUGGCUGGCGUGUAGGCGAUCUGGUAGGCUUCUGGAUUAAUUACGGUAUUAGCCAGCACGUAGCGCCGGGUAACAAACAGUGGAUUAUCCCCGUCGGCGUGCAACUGAUCCCCGCCGGCCUUUUUUUCGCCGGUUCGUUCGUGAUGCUCGAGUCUCCACGUUGGCUGUUCCAGGUCAACCGCGACGAAGAGGCGAUUCGUAACCUGUGCUUCUUACGUAAUCUGCCUGUGGACAAUGGCUACAUGGUAUGGGAAAUCAACUCGAUCCGGGACUCGGUCGAGAUGCAAAACGCCCAGAUCGGGCCCGGUCUGCUGGACCCGGCCAGGGAAGUGUUUGUGCGUAACCGCAAAUACGCCCGCAGACUGGCGAUCAGCGCAUGCAUGCUGGUGAUCCCGAACUUCAUGGGCAUCCAGUCCAUCAACUAUUACUCGCCCAAGAUCUUCGCCAACAUCGGCGUCCAGGGCACCAACGCCACGCUGUUCUCGUCCGGGAUGUUUGGCGUGGUCAAGUUCAUCUGCACGUUUAUCUACAUUCUGUUCAUCGUGGACAAUUUCGGAAGACGUAAGGCGUUCAUGAUCUCUGCGUUUUCGUGCUCGCUGUGUUUCUGGUAUCUGGGAGCGUACUUGAAGAUCAACGAUCCUACAAAACCCGGAAACGUGGCCGGGCCUGGAGGCACGGCUGCCAUUGCAUUCAUGUUUUUAUGGACCGCGUCGUUCAUUCUGGCAUGGUCGGGCGGGCCCUUCGUGUGGAGCUCCGAGGUCUUCGAGCAGAACAUCCGCACGUUCGUGCAGGCCAUUAACGCCGCGAUGUCGUGGGUGCCUAUCUUCAUUAUGACCCGGCUCACGUCCACAAUGAUAGACAAGAUGCAGUACGGGAUCUUCUUUUUCUUCGCUGGCGUGGCAACGGUGGCGAUCCCGUUUGUGUUCUUUCUGGUGCCGGAAACCAAGGGAAUUGCGCUCGAAGAUAUGGACCACUUGUUCACCAAGGGUGUUCCUGCGUACCGUGCGCACCAACGGGUCAUGGAAAAGGCGUCUCAGACGGCGGUGCUGGAGGAACAGGGCUCUCUGCGGUCUGGCGACGAGAUCGACAACGAUGGCUCCAAGAAGCCAGAGACCAAAUACAUCGAGAACGCCACGUCGCGGGUCUAA
Molecule: messenger RNA, 1902 nt
Organism: Lachancea sp. 'fantastica'
Lineage: Eukaryota; Fungi; Ascomycota; Saccharomycetes; Saccharomycetales; Saccharomycetaceae
Source: the annotation of a GenBank genome assembly